AUGGUUGUGGGCCUGACUGAAUCUGUCACCAUAAUAGCUUUGAAUUCUUUGACAGUGAUUGUAUUUUGUGGAGACCGUAAUCUUCGUAAACGAUCUACAUACUUGGUGAUAAGCUUGGAAGUUGCAGACAUGUUAUCCGGGGGAACUGCUCCACUCGACCUCGUCUAUAAUGUUGGAGGAAUAUGUAACUUCUGGAGGCACAAUACAGAGCAUUGGUAUCAGAUACCAUGGUUCUUACUCUUCUGGUUUCUCGUUUGUUCGUUAGCAAAUAUGACCGUUAUUUCUCUAGAACGUCUGAAUGCAACGUUUUGGCCCUUCAGACAUCGUACGAUCAAAAAGUCAGUCUACUGGGUUCUUAUAAUCGCCAUCUGGUUGACAACACUACUCUUUUGUGCGGAAAAAAGAACGAAGAAUAGAGAACAGAGAACGUGGAACGGGGAAGGGGGAACGGAGAAUAGAGAACGGGGAAGAGAAUUAAAGAACGGGGAACAGGGAAAAGGUAACAGAAAGCAGGGAACAAGAACAGAGAGCGGAGAACAGGGAACAGGGAACAGGGAACAGGCAACAGGGAACAGGCAACAGGGAACAGGCAACAGGGAACAGGCAACAGGGAACAGGCAACAGGGAACAGGCAACAGGGAACAGGCAACAGGGAACAGGCAACAGGGAACAGGCAACAGGGAACAGGCAACAGGGAACAGGCAACAGGGAACAGGCAACAGGGAACAGGCAACAGGGAACAGGCAACAGGGAACAGGCAACAGGGAACAGGCAACAGGGAACAGGCAACAGGGAACAGGCAACAGGGAACAGGCAACAGGGAACAGGCAACAGGGAACAGGCAACAGGGAACAGGCAACAGAAAACAAAGAACGGGGAACAGGGAAUAGAGAACAGGGAGGAGAAGUAGAGAACGGGGAGAAGAGAACAGGGAGCAGAGGAACAUUUUAUAACAUUGGAGCUAUGUGCAACUUCUGGAGGCACAAUGCAGAGCAUUGGUAUCAGAUACCAGCGGUCUUAAUCUUCUGGUUUCUUGGUUGUUCGUUAACGAAUAUGACUGUUUUUUCUCUAGAACGCCUGAAUGCAACGUUUUGGCCCUUCAGAUAUCGUACGAUCAAAAAGCCAGUCUACUGGGUUCUUAUAAUCGCCACCUGGUUGACAGCACUACUCUUUUCAUGUGCGUUAAGAAUCAUUGAUUACUUCACACGUGAAUGGGACUAUUAUAACUACGCAUGGAGUUCAUUCAUCUCAAUUUGUCUUUUGGUUAUUUGUGUCUCUUACGUUUUUAUUUUUGUCAAGCUUCGCUUUGGAAGUCAGCCUCGACACCAUGGCGCAGCAAAUAGGGAAAGGAAACUGACCGUGACGUUGUUCACCGUGACUUCUCUCUCUCUCCUAUUGUGGCUGCCUUAUGUUAUAACUAGUUCUCUUCUUUUUGCUACUGACAUUUUCAGUUCAUUGUCUGAAAUAGCGUUUCUCCGUUUGCAUGAUGGUUCAAUUGUCUUGUUAUUCGCAAACUCUUUUAGAAAUCCGAUAUUGUAUACUAUGAGAAUGCCAGGUUUUAGGCGAGCUUUAAAGAUGUUUUGUCGCCAACGACCUCAGCCACACAGACAGGUUGAGAUCAUUCCCCUCCGUGAGAUUAACAUCCAAAUUUGA
Pocillopora verrucosa is the source of this 1653-nucleotide messenger RNA. The record is from RefSeq and is a predicted model, not a curated record. NCBI's taxonomy places the organism in Eukaryota, Metazoa, Cnidaria, Anthozoa, Scleractinia, Pocilloporidae.